Molecule: messenger RNA, 5357 nt
Organism: Chara braunii
Lineage: Eukaryota; Viridiplantae; Streptophyta; Charophyceae; Charales; Characeae
Source: the annotation of a GenBank genome assembly
CGUUCACGGACUUCUAGUGGAUGCCCGUUCCCUCGACCGGACGAUUGCCGAAACGGCAUUGCAACGUGCUUAUGGCACAAUUGCGGGACUACUUGCACACUGCAGUACCAGCUCCGUUGAUGGACGCCGGAGCAGAGGUUGUCGACCUUCUCGCGUACAUUGCGAAGAUCGACCGCAAGUUCAAGACACAACGGUACGACGACAUCGACGCACCAUUGCUAUACAUACGCAUUCAGAUCAGAGAGGCGACCUGCAGUGCCUUGAUCGAUUGUGGAGCAUCUCACAACUACAUCAGCCAGGACUUCAUGGCCAAGUACAAAGCCAACCGCGACAGGUGUGAAUUCGCGCGGCAGGAGCUGGAGUACUUGGGCCAUUAUGUGACGCCGCAAGGCAUCCGUCCGCUCGCGGACAAGAUCGAGGCCCUACGAGUAUGGCCCGAGCCCAUCAACACCACGGACAUUCGUUCAUUCAUGGGAUUGGCGGACUACUAUCAACGAUUCAUCACCGGAUACUCCAGGAUUGCUGCACCUAUGACGAGGUUACAGUCGCCAAAGGUGCCAUUCGUAUUCGAUGACGACGCACGCCAGUCAUUCCAAGCACUUAAGACGGCCAUGCUCAUGGCACCCGUCCUCAGCACCUAUGACCCCACCUUGCCGACGAGAGUGACUACGAACACUUCUGGCUAUGGCAUUGGGGCAGUGUUGGAACAGCACGACGGCGACGACUGGCACCCUGUGGAGUAUUUCAGCCACAAAGUGCCUCCCAUCAACUCGCUUGAUGAUGCCAGGAAGAAGGAGCUACUCGCGUUCGGCAUGGCUCUCAAGCAAUUGCGGCACUUCCUCCUUGGGCGUCGGGUUGUUGAGAGGGAGGUCGUCCAUGCGAUAGAGAUUAUCCCAGGGUCUAGUAUUCCAAGGGGUAGGAUCUAUCGGAUGUCUCCAGGCGAGCUUGAUGAGCUUCGCCGCCAACUCAAGGAACUCGUAGAGAAGGGCUGGAUCCGACCAAGUGUCUCUCCUUAUGGGUGUCCAGUUUUAUUCGUGCCUAAGAAGGAAGGAACUCUAAGGAUGUGCAUUGACUAUAGGGGCCUCAAUGCCAUCACUGUGAAGAACAGAGAGCCCCUACCGCGCAUCGAUGAUCUAUUAGAUAGAGUGCAAGGGUGUCGGUACUUCAAUAAAAUAGAUCUGAAGUCCGGGUACCAUCAGAUCGCAAUCUGGCCCGAGGAUCAACACAAAACCGCAUUUCAGACCAGGUACGGUCUGUACGAGUUUGUGGUGAUGCCUUUUGGCCUUUGCAAUGCUCCUAGCAUCUUUCAGCACGCAAUGAAUUGGAUAUUCCAUGACUACUUGGAUAAGUUUGUCGUCGUGUACCUCGAUGAUAUACUUAUUUUAAGUAAGACUGUCGAGGAGCACGUAGCACACUUAGACAAAGUUCUCAGUCUCCUGCGACAGCACAAGUUCAAGAUCAACGGUGAAAAGUGCGAGUUUGGCCGCACCCGUAUCUUGUACUUGGGUCAUGAGAUCUCCGCGGAAGGGUUGAAGCCCGAUGACGCGAAGGUGGCCAGCAUUCGUGAUUGGCCACGUCCUCAGUCUGUGACUGUGAUGAGAUCUUUCUUAGGAAUGACAGGCUACUACCGGACUUUUGUAAAGAACUAUAGCAUUGUGGCCGCUCCUUUGACUGAUCUGACCCGCCUUGACACCCCGUGGGAGUGGACAGAUGAGUGCGAGGCUGCUUUCAGACAUCUGAAGCAUGCAUUGACGCACUAUGAAGUCUUGAAGCUACCCGAUCCUGAUAAGCCAUAUUUAGUAACCACGGAUGCUAGCCAAUAUGGCAUUGGCGCCGUGCUUGCGCAGCAGGAAGGGCGAAAGUUGAGGGCAGUAGAGUACAUGUCCAAGAAAAUGCCGUCUCGGAGGUUGGCUAAGUCUACUUAUGAGAAGGAACUCUAUGCGGUGUACACCCAUUGGAGACACUACCUCCUUGGGCGGUUCUUCAUCCUCCGGACUGAUCAUCAGACCCUGAGAUGGAUGAGAACACAGUCGGUACUCUCUGAAGCUCUCAAGCGUAUUGAAGUCAUUGAGCAAUAUGACUUAGACCCUCAGUAUCUCAAAGGGGAGUACAACAAGGUUGCUGAUGCCUUGUCGCGCAGACUGGAGUUCUCAGGUGCGUUGAUUACUGAGUUCGAUCUGAUGGACGAUGUUACUCAGUCUUUGGUGGAAGCCUAUCGACAGGACCAGUUUAUGUCUGAGAUCAUACGCAGACUUGAGGCGAAGGAUAAGAAGACCUCCGCCAAGUUUGAGUUGGUCAAUGGAUUGCUGUUCCUAGAGAAGGCAGGGAAUAAACGCUUGUGCGUUCCAAAUUGCGAGUCCUUGCGUAGUUUGUUUUUAGGCGAGUGUCAUGAUGCCACCGGCCAAGACCACAGCCAACUUGCUGCAGCGGUUCUGGUGGCCCACGAUGAUGAAAGAUGCACAGCUGUACGUGGAAACUUGUCAAGUAUGCCAAAGAGACAAGCCCCGUACUCAGGCUCCUCUUGGGCUGCUCAAGCCCCUUCCGAUUCCAGAAAGGCCAGGCAGUCUUUCACACAUCAUCUUCUCCGAUUGAUGACAUCCUGGGCAGUUGUGUGUGAUGUUUGGUAUUUGGAGCCUCAAAACAUGCAGCCGGGCGAGACGGCUGUUCACUUUGCCGAGAGGGUUCAGAAGCUGAUAGCAAAGCGGGCUGGAAUCAAGCCAGUGCCAUGGGAUGGAUAUCUGAAGUAUUAUCGUCCAAGUCCUAAAUUCACCGAGAAGAAGCAAGCCAAAUAUGCAGAUGCUAUUAUCCAGCGGCUUGAGAAGCCGCGGAAGACAGCAGCAUUACCUUCGGUGGGGAUGAAAUUGAUGCCGGCAUCUCCACGGCAAUCGACUGCGAGGACGUCGGAAGAAGGUGCAUCGCCCAAGGAGGGAUCUCUGCAGAGCAAAGGGGAAGUGGGAAAGGCUGAAGAUGGAGAAACACAUGGCCCCACUGCAGCAUCAGAUAAUGGUUAUCAUGGCGAGGAGCCCCCCAAGGAAGAUGUUCAAGAGCGUCAUGCUGUGCCAGAUGAUGGGAGGUCACCGUAUGAUGUGUCAGCCGUGGACAAGUAAGACUACUUGCAGUAUCUUGUUGUGUAAGUCUUAGAUUUGAGCACGAAACCCGUUGGUCAGGAAAAUCAUGCAGUGUGUCGUUAUUGCAAAAAGGACACAUUCGUUUUGUGUCAAUCUUCGAAGUUGCAUAUUGGGGUGAAUCAAAUAGAAGUAAUUGUUUGCAUGUAUGCCUGCAAGGGGACACUAUGUCAUUUCUGUGAAAGGACACCCUCACCCAAACCCAAACUCCAGUGGAAGGGUGGGGUAUGUGCUGCGCACUCGUAAACGGUCUGUCUCUGGGUUUGCAAGGUGCACAGGCGCUCUUCUCAGCACAUGGACAUAAGAGUCAUGGCAUCCAGUCUUUGAGAAUGUCAGCACGUAUGAGCGCAUGCCACACUUUCUGCAGAACAUCUGCAGUGAGUGGAAUAGGUAAAGAUGAGGGGGAGACAAAGGGCUUGUGAAGAAAGAGGGGAGAGACGAGGGGGCAGUAGGAGGGGGGAGAUGAGGGGGCAGUAGGAGGGAAGAGCAUAUAUCAUCACAUGCAGUGGAACACAGGUUUGUGUGUUAAGUGUGCCUCUUUGGUUGGAAGAUGGUAGUUUCUUUGGACACUGUUCGCCACGCCACGGGCUGCUGUGGUGUGGAAGUCAACAGCAGAGUAAUUCUGGGAGCAAACAGCAUGGCGAGGGGGAGACAAAGGGCUUGUGAAGAAAGAGAGGGGAGAGAUGAGGGGGGGGAGAGGAGGGGGCAGUAGGAGGGGGGAGACGAGGGGGCAGUAGGAGGGAAGAGCAUAUAUCAUCGCAUGCAGUGGAACAGAGGUUUGUGUGUUAAGUGUGCCUCUUUGGUUGGAAGAUGGUAGUUUCUUCUUAUCAUGGCCACUGUUGGCCACACCACGAGCUGCUGUGGUGUGGAAGUCAACAGCAGAGUAAUUCUGGGAGCAAACAGCGUGGCAAUGAUGGAGUCAAUUUUCGGAUUUGCUGACAAAAAUUAUUUGUCGUGAUCUAUUAGCUCAGGUUGCGUACUGAACUGCAGUGAGAGUUGAGCCUCGAGCGAGUUGUAUGUCUAGAACCACAGUCACAUACAAGCCUAACAUAGACCCUCGGACACAGCCGGUACUCAUUGUCGGGGGAUCUGACCAUUCAGUUUCUAGUGAUGGUCGUUGACGACACAGUUGGUUGGAUGUGCAAUGGAUGUGCAAGUGAGCAUCCCCAUGUAUUGGGGCCGGCACAAGAACCGCCAAGAAGUGUUGCCUUGUAAUGUUGCUCAUCAAGCAUAUGGUAGGAAAACCUCAUCUCAGCCAAUAACUGACCAAAACAGAACAAGAUAGGUUAUUCAAAAUGGAGCCAGCCUAACUUUGCCGCAUCUCAGGCCGAUACGAAAAGCUAUGUCCUGUUGAAUCACCAACAAACUUUGGGCUUUGGGAUUCCACCCCUGUUCCAUGGCCUCCAUUGGGGUUCCAUUCCUGUUCCAUGGCCCCCACUGGCGUUCCAUCCCUGUUCCAUGGCCUCCAUGGGCAUUCCAGCCUUGGUUGGUGGCCUCCAUGUACAUGAUGUGAAACUAUCUGGAGCACAACUCAGCAGUGCCUUGAAGGAUGGAUGUUGUCAGCAUAGCAGGGCCCACAUCACAGGUUGAAAUCAGCUGAAGAUGAAAAACUGUAUGUCACGAGGGGUGUGUGUGUGCAUGCGCGCGCGCGCGAGAGAGAGAGAGAGACAUUCUGUUACAAGAGAGAGAGAGAGAGAGAGAGAGAGAGAGAGAGAGAGAGAGAGAGAGAGAGAGAGACAUUCUGUUACAACUUCAAAUGCGUAUACAUCAUGCACAUGUACUGGGUAGAUUUCUUGUUUGCUGAGAGAGAGAGAGACAUUCUGUUACAACUUCAAAUGUGUAUACAUCAUGCACAUGUACUGGGUAGAUUUCUUGUUUGCUGGUUUUCUGCAUAGAUAUGAUAGCUUGUAUAGUACUGGGAUCAGGUGACGAGGGUUCCGUCGGACUCCGAACGUGAUGGUUAACAGCUGUGGACAGUCUCUCCGAUCAGUGGGAGACGAUUUUGUAACAGAACACUUGUGUACGUGCUGUGUGCAUGGAAGAGAAGAAAAUAUGAAGCAGAUGAAUGGAUUGAUGACACUCGCACUUUUUUGUUAACGAGGAGGGGCGGGACGGGAGCUGCGCCUGAGUCAACCAUGCUUGUGAAUAAUUUACGGUCUCCUCCCAUUGACUUGAUUCUUCCGCUGCACGUCUUUGGUGUUGAGCGGUGUGGAACAAAGUGCCCCUGCUGUU